CCCUUAUUCCCAAUGCCCCCUCCACUAUUCAAUUCUCCCCUUAUAACUUAUGACCAUAUACUUAGCAACCAUUUUCCCACCUUUCCCACACCACACUCAUCAACAAUUUUUCUUUGCACCAUUUCCUAGUCUACCCGUGUGCCUCAAAAACCAAUUUUAUUAUAUCACUCCUUUCAGUUUCACAUAAACCCAACCAUAUAGUAAUAAUAAUAUAACAUUAUACUAUUAUUAAUUUAUUAUGUAUUCAUCAUAAUUAAUUAACACCCUAUCUUUAUUUUCUCUUCAUCAAAAGUUCUGAGUUCUAGCAUUUUGAAAGAGGUUUCUAAACUUCGUUACAACUCUUAAUUCGUCCAUCUUCCCCCAAGAAUUAAGUCUUUCUAAAAGGGGAAAAAAACUUAUCUCUUUUUAAUUUGUAUAUUUUUUCUAGUUCCUUUAAUUUCUAUUUUAUUCCCUUGUUGUUUUCUCGAUCAAUCUAUGGCUUCUAGUACCACCAGUAGCUCCGGCUCCGGCUCGCCGUGCGGGGCAUGCAAGUUCCUAAGGCGAAAGUGCGCGUCGGACUGCGUAUUCGCGCCAUACUUCAGCUCGGAACAAGGGGCGGCAAGAUUUGCAGCGAUCCACAAAGUGUUUGGUGCAAGCAAUGUUUCAAAGAUGCUAAUGCAGAUUCCAAGUCAUGAAAGGUGUGAGGCUGUGCUCACAAUUGCUUAUGAGGCUCAAGCUCGUAUUAGAGACCCUGUCUAUGGUUGUGUCUCUCAUAUUUUUGCCUUACAACAACAGGUAGCAUGCUUGCAAGCACAACUAAUGCAAGUGAAGGCACAGCUAGCUCAUCAAAACAUGCAGAAUCAUCAUAAUCAGUGGAACAAUAAUAAUAUUGGAGUAGGACAAACAUUAUUAUUCAAUAAUUAUAGUAAUAAUAAUCAAUUUUGUCCCACUAAUAAUGAUAUUAGUUACAUGCCAUCACCCCAAAGUUGUUCACUUGAUGAGUCAAUUGAUCAAAGUAGCAUUAUUAGUGAUGGAAUAAUGAGCAUGCUGAGCACUGUGGAGGAUUUCUCAUUCCAAGCUUGUUCCAAGAAAAGAUCAUCAUCUUAUAAUGACAGUGAUUUGGGUGAGCUGCAAGAAUUGGCACUUAGGAUGAUGAGGAAUUAUAACUAGAUCGAUCACAUUUGCUUAAUUAGCCAUUUAAGUAGUAAUAAUAGCUUUAAUCUCUGUUAUGGUUUAAUUAAAUUGAGGUUAUAAAACUCUAAUUGCGAUAAUAUAUAUUCUGUUGCGGUGUC
Molecule: messenger RNA, 1271 nt
Organism: Arachis ipaensis
Lineage: Eukaryota; Viridiplantae; Streptophyta; Magnoliopsida; Fabales; Fabaceae
Product: LOB domain-containing protein 16-like
Biological process (GO): hormone-mediated signaling pathway; positive regulation of DNA-templated transcription
Cellular component (GO): nucleus
Source: RefSeq, a predicted model, not a curated record